AUGGCUGCCACUGAGAAACGCCCUGAGAUCAUUGAGCUUGCUCGGGGAUUGAAAGGCGUACCUAUGUGCGAAGACUACGAGCGUAUGAUAUCUGGAAUGAUGUAUAACCCUAACAUCCCGAAACUGCUAGAGGCUCGGCAUCUUUGCCGGGGACUUGCAGCGGACUACAACAAUCUGGACACAAAAACUGUCACAUAUGACAAGAUCAGCGACAGGCGUCUUGAAUUAUUGCGGAAGCUCGUCGGCAAAGUCGGGGAUGGAACAUUCAUCGAGCCACCAUUUUUGCCAGACUAUGGAUGCAACACUAUGAUCGGAAAGGACUGCUUCUUCAACUGGAACGUUACCAUACUAGACACCAGUUUAGUUAUCAUUGGCGACCGUGUGCAGAUUGGCACUGGAGUUAGUAUCAUCACCGCUGGCCAUGAUACCAGUGUUCUUUCUCGCCGCAAGUUCGUUGAGUUCGGCCAUCCGAUCUUUAUCGAAGACGACUGCUGGAUUGGAAGUAAUGUGAUUAUUCUGCCCGGUGUCCGGAUUGGCCAGGGCUCGACAAUUGGAGCCGGAUCUGUUGUCACCAAGGAUAUCCCGCCAUUUUCUGUCGCUGUUGGCACUCCUUGCCGCGUAAAGAAGAUAAUUCCAUCGGCAGAAGAAGAGGAACAAGAUCCCAAUAACCAAUACCGCAAUUUAGUUCGCGAGGACCGAUCUGACUAG
Messenger RNA from Penicillium vulpinum, 708 nucleotides. RefSeq names its product sugar O-acetyltransferase. The transcript has 3 exons. Gene Ontology annotation, molecular function: acetyltransferase activity. Bases 1 to 708 code for a protein of 235 amino acids. Lineage: Eukaryota; Fungi; Ascomycota; Eurotiomycetes; Eurotiales; Aspergillaceae. The record is from RefSeq and is a predicted model, not a curated record.